Paraglomus occultum is the source of this 1851-nucleotide messenger RNA. NCBI's taxonomy places the organism in Eukaryota, Fungi, Glomeromycota, Glomeromycetes, Paraglomerales, Paraglomeraceae. The record is from the annotation of a GenBank genome assembly.
AUGCCAACUGAAAGAACUCAUCUCCUUCCCAAGACACGCUCAUCAUUUCUUUCACACAAUGUAACACGCACACUCCCUUUCGCAUUAUUAGUCUUGGUUAUCUAUUCUGUCGCUUUUUAUUUGCUGUGGACAUACGACCCAUACGCUAAAAGACCGCUUCCACCGCUGACUGGGCGUUUUAUACACAUCACCGACAUCCAUCCCGAUCCUUACUAUAUUACAAACGGAACAGCCAAGAGUUCGUGUCAUAAUGCAGGCGAAGAAAACAUCGAUGACGGGUUCAGAACGACCAAAAAACCCAAAUACAUGCGUAUGGGUCGGGGUGGUGUAUGGGGUGCCCCAGCAACAGUAUGCGAUAGUUCUAUGAAGAUGGUAAAUUAUACUUUCGAAUGGCUAAAGGAAAAUUGGAGAGAUAAAGUGGACUUUGUCAUCUGGACGGGAGAUAAUUCUCGCCACGACAAAGAUAUUCCAAGAUCCAAAGAAGAAGUAUUUAAUCUAAAUCGUAUGGUAGCACAAAAAUUUAUCGAUGCAUUUUCCGACCCAGAAACCGGCCAACUUUCCGUUCCCGUAAUUCCAUCCAUCGGAAACAACGACAUGCAUCCAUCCAAUAGGAUAGGCCCUGGACCCAAUGAAAUUCUCGACACUUUGGCAGAUAUCUGGUCUCCCUUCAUCCCACCCACGCAACAACACGUUUUCCGACGUGGUGGGUACUUUGUCAAAGAAGUGAUACCCGAUCGCUUAAUUGUAAUUUCCUUGAACACCUUGGCCUUUUACAAAGCAAACAAGGCUUCUGACGGAUGUUCCAAUACGAACGAUGCAGGCAGUAGACAGUUGAGAUGGAUGGAAGAGAUUCUGAGGAGGGCGAGAACAAGGGAUAUGAAAGCCUACAUCAUCGGUCACGUCGCUCCCAGACGGAAGCAAUACAUGUCAUCAUGCUUUAAAAAGUAUGGGAGGAUUGCGCUCAAAUUCCAUGACAUGAUACUGGGACAUCAUUUCGGUCAUUCAAAUCUAGAUCAUUUCUUCUUUAUUUCUGCAAAGGCUGUGGUUGACAGUCCAUCAGAUGAUACAACGGAACUUGGUGUUGCUGACGAGGACGAUAAAGUUGACAGCGUCGAGAACAAUAAUUCCGAUAGUCACAUUAAUGGCACAAGCAACCCUCUUAACGCCACUCGAGACGAUAAGCGCGUUUACGCUUACGCGUACGAAGAAUAUGCCGAAAAACUUCUCGAACAUUAUCGCUCGGUCCCCCCCUUGCAAAUGCUAAACCCCGAAGAAUAUACAGUCAUCCACAUCAAUCCGUCGAUAAUUCCAACAUUCUUUCCAUCACUACGCGUAUUCCAUUACAAUAAAACGGAAAACUGGAUGAAUGCAGCAGAGAUCUCACGUGACACUGCAGACGAGUUUUAUACCGAGUUGGAUGAAGACGACAUCUCGGACGAUAAAGAUGACGAUAUGCAUUCAACCAGAGGCAAGCGAUCAAAACACCGGCACGAUCCGAAAUCACCUUCUCACACAAAUACGUUUCUCACCGCUCUCGGAUAUACUCAAUAUUUUGUUAAUCUUACUAAAGCAAAUGAAUAUCCCAAUACUAAGCCUUCCUGGGAUGUGGAAUAUACCACGCAGGAAACAUACGGAAUGAGAGAUCUGACGAUCGAUAGUUGGAUCAAGCUCGCUAGGAAAAUAGCAAAAGACGGGAUGUCGGGAUUCCUAUGGAAGAAAGUGCAGGGUCAUAUGUUGGUGGGAACAACUGAAAUCAUAAAAGAAAGAGAAAGAAUGGGGCUUCAAAGAUUGAAUGGAGGAAAAGGGGAUAAAGGGCCAAUGGAUUAUAUUAUGAGUGAGCUAGAGUUUUGA